AUGGAAGAAUCUGGUUCUGAGUUCCCAGGGUUCCAAAUUGGUGUUCACCAAGAUGAACGGGUAUUUAGAAGGCCACUCAGCAGGCUUCAAAGGCGCGCCCCUCGUCCGUUGCAGAUUAAGCCUAAUGCCGAUCUCAAGGCUUUGUCGUCGUCGUCAUCAUCAUCAGCAACAACAUCUUCAACUUCAUUUGGUUCAUUCUAUCAAAGUAAAGAUCCCAUCCCUCUACUAUCGCCUCUCGUUUUGCCUUGUUUGCUUGAAUCAUCUUAUCUACAUCAAGAAGGAAAUACUGCAAAAUAA
Molecule: messenger RNA, 297 nt
Organism: Hibiscus syriacus
Lineage: Eukaryota; Viridiplantae; Streptophyta; Magnoliopsida; Malvales; Malvaceae
Exons: 1
Coding region: 1-297 (98 amino acids)
Source: RefSeq, a predicted model, not a curated record